AUGCAGGUCGAAAAGGCCGUUGGACAUGGUGACAAUGCCACCACCGCACAGAAUGUCACCAACCCUGGCAACGACCCCAGCACCGCCGACAACUCAGAGUCUAUGAAGGCUCUUGCGUGGUAUGGCAAGAACGAUGUCCGGAUAAUCGACACACCAAAACCCAAGGUUAUCGAGCCUCGCGAUGUCAUUGUCAAAAUCACCGGAUCCACAGUCUGUGGAUCUGACCUACACUUGCUUCACGGCGCCGUCGUGGAGAUGCAGAAGGGCGACAUUCUCGGACACGAGUUCUGUGGUGUUGUAGACGAGUGCGGAUCAGCAGUCACAAAGUUCAAGAAGGGCCAGCGAGUUGUUGCGUCCUUCCAGAUUGCCUGCGGUGACUGCUACUACUGCAAGCAGAAGCUGUCCUCGCAAUGCGAAAAGACAAACUCCAAUACCAUCGAGAACGCAAUGUACGGCGGCCGAACAGCAGGCAUGUUCGGAUACUCCCACUUCACUGGUGGUUUCGCGGGAGGCCAGGCAGAAUACACUCGUGUUGCCUACGGCGACGUGAACCUGCUCGCCCUUCCCGAUGAUGUCCCAGAUGAGCAAGGUCUCUUCCUGUCCGACGUAUUGGCUACAUCAUGGCACGCCGUUGUUGACACUGGUGUCAAGAAGGGUGAUGUCGUAGCCAUCUGGGGAGCUGGUCCCAUCGGACAAAUGGCCGCAGACUUCUCUCUCAUGAACGGCGCAUCAAGAGUCAUCAUGAUUGACCAAAACUGGCGCCUAGACUUCGUCAAGGCCAGAUACCCCAACAUCGACACCAUCGACUUCUCUGCACUUGGCAAGGGCGAAUCGGUCACUAGCAAGCUCAAGGAGAUGUGCAACAACCGCGGCCCCGACGUCAGCAUUGAGUGCGCUGCCGGCGAGUACGCAAAGGGCUGGGCACACUACUUCGAGAUGAUGCUUGGUCUCGAGACCGACACCAGCGAGCUCAUCAACGAGAUGAUCACUAGCACACGAAACAUGGGCCGCUGCGGUAUCACCGGUGUCUACGUUGGCUUCACCAACCACUUCAACAUUGGUUCUCUCAUGGAGCGCGGUAUCCGUCUCAUCGGCAAUGGACAGGCCCCCGUACACAUGUACUGGGAGUCUCUCCUCCAGAUGAUCCAAGAGAAGCGCAUUGACCCAUCAAAGAUGGUCACCCACCGUGUCCGUCUCGAGGACCUUGACAAGGUCUACUACAAGUUUGAGAAGAAGGAGGAUGGCAUGCAAAAGGUGUUUGUGGAGACAAAGUGGAGUUUCCCGGCGUCCGAGGGCAGCCCCAAGUUGACCAGGUACUAA
This is a messenger RNA of Pyrenophora tritici-repentis Pt-1C-BFP, 1320 nucleotides long. Its product is annotated as Tdh, Threonine dehydrogenase and related Zn-dependent dehydrogenase. NCBI's taxonomy places the organism in Eukaryota, Fungi, Ascomycota, Dothideomycetes, Pleosporales, Pleosporaceae. The record is from RefSeq and is a predicted model, not a curated record. Gene Ontology annotation, molecular function: oxidoreductase activity; zinc ion binding.